Pipistrellus nathusii (Nathusius's pipistrelle) is the source of this 744-nucleotide messenger RNA. The record is from the annotation of a GenBank genome assembly. NCBI's taxonomy places the organism in Eukaryota, Metazoa, Chordata, Mammalia, Chiroptera, Vespertilionidae.
AUGCCUGGGCGUUCCAGUUCAAAUUCAGGUUCAACUGGUUUCAUAUCCUUCAGCAGCAUAGAAUCUGCUCUCUCCUCCUUAAAAAACUUCCAAGCCUGCAUCAGCACCGGAAUGGACACAGCUUCUAGUGUUGCUUUCGAUCUUGUGGAAACUCAGACUGAAGUGAGUAAUGAAUACAGUAUGGAUAAGGCAAUGAUUGAAUUUGCUAUGAUGGAUCGGGAACUAAAUCAUUAUGUAAAGGCUGUUCAGUCGGCGAUAAAUCAUGUAAAAGAAGAGCGUCCAGAAAACAUACCAGAUCUAAAGUUAUUAGUGGAGAAGAAGUUUUUGGCUUUACAGAAUAAGAAUUCUGAUGCAGACUUUCAAAACAAUGAAAAAUAUGUGCAGUUUAAGCAACAGCUGAGAGAACUGAAGAAGCAAUAUGGUCUCCAAGCAGACAGAGAGGCUGAUGGACCAGAGGGGGUCGACGAAGAUAUGAUUGUGACCCAGAGUCAGACCAACUUCAUCUGCCCCAUCACACAGUUGGAAAUGAAGAAGCCAGUGAAAAAUAAAGUGUGUGGCCACACCUACGAAGAGGAAGCCAUUGUUCGGAUGAUCGAGUCCAAGCAGAAACGGAAGAAAAAGGCCUGUUGCCCUCAAAUUGGCUGUAGCUACACGGAUGUGAAGAUGUGUGAUCUGGUCCAGGACGAAGCACUGAGAAGGGCGAUUGAGAGCCACAACAAGAGAAGACACCGGCACUCCGAGUAG